Molecule: messenger RNA, 2085 nt
Organism: Penicillium cinerascens
Lineage: Eukaryota; Fungi; Ascomycota; Eurotiomycetes; Eurotiales; Aspergillaceae
Exons: 4
Coding region: 1-2085 (694 amino acids)
Molecular function (GO): NAD+ poly-ADP-ribosyltransferase activity
Source: RefSeq, a predicted model, not a curated record
AUGGCUCCAGGUUGCCUCAAGGGCUGCAGCAUUGCCCUCAGCGGCACGUUUCCCGGCUUCAAGCAUUCCGAUCUGAAAGGCAUGCUGGAAGACCGAGAUGCUAGUUUCUGUUCGUCUGUCACUGAUGAAUGCACGCAUUUGGUUACGACCCAGAAGGAUGUUGAGAAGAACACGGCGAAAUACAAAGCUGCGUGUGCGCUUGCCACUUGUCACAUCGUGUCGCUCGACUGGCUGAUUGAGUCAAUCCAAGCCGUCGAGGUGAAUGGGGCCAAGAAACCAUUUCCCGAAAUUGGUUACAUCCUGGGCUCUGUUCCAAAUGGAAUAAGCCAGGAUGUGCAAAAGGGUUCCAACAAGGACACAAAGAGUGUUAUUCAGAAAAAGACAACGAGCGAGGCCUUGAAGGUCAUAAAGAGUGAUGUCCAGGUUGAUGCAAAGAACGACCAAGAAAACUCGGCAAAAAAGCGCAACGCCGCACAUGUCGAUGGCAUUGAGGAAGAUUCAAGCAAGAAGCAGAAGGAUGCGCAAAAAGCGGGCUUCAAAAACCUGAAUAUUCCCGUCGAUGAGGCUUUUCUUCGGGAGCAUAUCCAACACAAAGAUCCUAAUGUCUAUAUCGAUGAUGCCGAGUUGAUCUGGGAUGCCACGUUGAACCAAACUGUCGCGGCUCAAAACAACAACAAGUUCUACAUCAUCCAACUGCUUUCCGUCUCGAAUGGGCAGAACUACUUCACGUGGACUCGAUGGGGUCGCGUUGGUGAGCAUGGCCAGUCUGCCUGUUUGGGAGAUGGGACGCUGGCAAACGCGAUGAGAUACUUUGAAACGAAGUUCAAGGAUAAGUCAGGCUUGAAAUGGGAGAACCGACUUGAUCCUGCAAAGCCGAAGAAGUACACAUUUAUCGAGCGCAACUACGAGGAGGAUGAUGAAGGUGACGACGAGGUGAAGAAGGAAGAGACUGAAGAUUCAAAACCCAAGGUUGAGAGUGCCCUGUCAAAGCCUCUCCAGAACCUUAUGAGCUUUAUUUUCAAUUCGCAGCAUUUUAUCGAGGCUAUGGCGUCAAUGUCUUACGAUGCGAAGAAAUUGCCACUGGGCAAGCUCUCCGAUAGGACCCUGAAGAACGGGUUCUCGAUCCUGAAAGAGUUGUCUGAACUUAUCGCGGAUCCGAGCCUUGCACAGUCCAAGUACGAUACUGGAUAUGGGACCGCAACAGAGACUCUAAGCGACCAGUACUUCACCAUCAUUCCGCACGUCUUUGGUCGAAACAGGCCGCCUGUCCUGGAUUCAGAUGCCCAAAUCAAGAAGGAGGUUGAACUCUUGGACGCAUUGACUGACAUGGAUGUUGCGAAUGAGAUCAUGAAGAACUCGAAAGAAGCUGAUGAAAUCAACCAACUUGACCGUCAGUUCCAGAGCCUGGGCAUGGAAGAAAUGACUCGACUUGAUCACAAGUCGAGCGAAUUCAUCGAGUUAUCCAAUUAUCUUUCAAACUCACGUGGUGCAACCCACUACCUCCGAUACCAGGUGAUCGACAUUUUCCGAAUUGAGCGUCAGGGCGAGAAUGAUCGGUUUAAUGCUUCUCCUUAUGCGAAGGUCAAGAAGAGUGACCGAAGACUUCUUUGGCAUGGUUCGCGCAGCACCAACUUCGGUGGCAUUCUAAGCCAGGGUCUUCGAAUCGCACCACCAGAAGCCCCAGUCAACGGAUACAUGUUCGGAAAGGGUGUCUACCUUGCGGACACUUCAAGCAAGUCAGCAAACUACUGCUGCCCAAACAACAGUGGUAACAUGGGGUUGCUCCUCCUGUGCGAUGCCGAGCUUGGCGACCCCAUGUUGGAGCUUUUCGACAGUGAUUACAACGCCGGCGAAAAUGCCCAGAAGCAAGGCAAGCUCGCUACACUCGGCCUAGGCCGGAGCAUUCCUGCCGGAUGGAAGGAUGCAGGUUGUCUGAACCAGUCUCUAGAAGGUGUCAAGAUGCCAGACGUGAGCACAGGCACUUCGCAGGGCAAGGACAAAGCUUGGCUCCAGUACAAUGAGUACAUUGUCUACGAUGUUGCUCAGAUUCGCCAGCGGUAUCUGUUCUACGUUCACAUGAAGUAA